CGAUGAUGAGGAGAGAAAAGCAAGCUGUCUAGAAAGAAGGACUUGUCUAGAAAGGAGGAGUUCGUUUGUGGCCCUGAAAGGGACUGUGCGCAGAAGCUUCGCGGUGCUCCUUCAUGAGCUUUCACUUUCUUGAUUGGUAGUUAGUUACUCGUUCCAGCAGGAUGGGACAUUCGUCAUCGGACUCCGUUUUGGUGGUGACUGGGGGCAAUCCUCUGCACCAUGACGUCACCUUGCUCAUUAUUCAAGUUGUGCUUAUACUUGCGCUCUCCAACUUUCUCGCAUUCUUCCUGCGACCUCUCAGGCAACCAAGGGUUGUGGCUGAGAUUGCAGGAGGAAUUGUUCUUGGCCCGUCGGUGCUGGGGUACAUUCCAGGCUGGGUCAGCACCCUCUUCCCUGCUUCAUCGAUGCGAAUUCUCGAAACAUUUGCCAGCAUUGGACUCAUCUUCUACCUUUUCCUUGUGGGAGUCGAAAUCGACACUGAUUCCCUGCGGAAGACAGGUGCAUCUGCUGUAGCGAUUGCCCUGUCGGGGAUCUUUGUGCCCUUUGUAAUUGGCAUUGGAGUCUCUUACGUGAUCGUAAUGGCAACGGUGCACGACAGAGAAGUAUCGAUGGCCUUUGUGGUUUUCAUUGGCGUUGCCUUGUCCAUUACUGCCUUCCCAGUGCUUGCUCGCAUAUUGGCAGAACGGCGGCUGCUGACGACGCAUGUUGGACAGGUGGCGAUGUCAGCAGCAGCUGUCAAUGAUGUAGCAGCGUGGGUGCUUCUCGCUCUCGCAGUUGCGCUUGCGAGCUCCACGUCAAACACUUCCGAUGAAACUGCCAAGAGUACAAUCGAAACAACAGCGGUCGGGAUGGUCGUCAAUGUGACCAUGUUCGCCCCGGUGGUCGCUGUGCCAUCGGAUGAGGACAGGCGAAUGCUUGUCAUAAAGGCAGAAGACAUAGCCAGCACAACAAGUCCACUUGAGCCGCUUGAUGUACACCAUCUGGCUCCGAGAGGAGUGCGUGAUGUACAUGUGCAGCACAACUCAGAAGGUCAAAAGACCUCUCCGUUGGUUGCACUCUGGGUGCUGCUUUUGGGUGUGGCUUUUGUGGGCAUGAUGUUCAUUGUGGUGAAGCCUCUGAUGAUCCGCAUAGCAUGUGAGCAGACUGCCAUGGGUUCAGAUCAGCCUGUGAGUGAAGCAUCGGUUGCAUUGAUAUUUGCGUUGGUUCUUCUGUCUGCAUUUUGCACGGACAUCUUUGGGAUUCAUGCAAUCUUUGGUGCCUUUGUCCUGGGCUUUCUCAUCCCCCACAAGAGCGCAUUCGCAAAGGCGUUGACGCAGCGAAUCGAGGACUUUGUCUCCAUUCUGUUUCUCCCCCUCUACUUCGCCUCCUCUGGGCUGAAGACUAGGGUUGCCACUGUGAACAAUGGCACUUCUGUCGGGAUCCUUUUUCUGGUCAUUGCAACUGCAUGUGCUGGUAAGAUACUAGGGACUUUUGUUGCAGCAAGAUUGACUGGGUUGGACAGCCGCAAAGCUUGGGCUCUGGGCGUCUUGAUGAACACCAAGGGACUUGUGGAGCUUAUUGUGCUGAACAUUGGCCUCAGCAAAGGGGUCAUCACAGUUGAACUCUUCACAAUCAUGGUUCUGAUGGCACUUGUAACCACAUUUAUGACCACCCCUCUUGUGAUGUGGAUCUACAAGCCAGCGCGGGGAGCCCUCCCUUACACGCGCCGCAAGUUGGACAUGUAUGCUGCGGCUGGUGAGAAGCCAACGAGUGUGGACGACGGGCUUGCAGUCGGCUAUUCGGAGCCCCCGUCGGCCCUCCGGUUACUGAUCUGUGUGCACGGAAUGCGUAACCUACCUGCUGCAACAAGCCUGACAAGCAUGAUCGCACAAAGCAUGGAGAUAUCGAAUGCCAUUGUGAACAUGCAAGGGAAGCGGAAGAUGCGUUUCGCCGGUAAUCUAUUAGGAAUGUCUAGUCCGUUUUCAAAGGCACCAGGAGCAUCUGAUUCAUCUGCUACUGACAAGAAAUGUCAGCCAGUGCCACAGGGGCAGCAGGAGCAGGUGAUGCCGCAAAGUCCGGCUACUGGUGUGCUUGAUGGUGAUGUCAGCAACCAGCGCAACCCGCAUAAAAGUGGUGGUGAAAGUGAGAUUGAUGUCCAGAAGAUAAAUCUCUCAUUCACACCAAAGAAGGCUUCUGAGACAGCAAAAAGAGGAGUUCUUGAGGCGGGGGUUCCUCUCGAGCUGGACCCACCACCGAGUGGUGGUCCAUCAGAGCUGCAAAUACCUGAAAGGGGGAACUGGCAGGCAGGAGAUGGUGAUAAGGUGGGCAAAGGGGAGAACAACUUACGAUUGGGUGGCGGAGAAGGAUUAUGGACUGAGGAAAGGUCCAAAAGUGUGGCGGUGACUCUCCCCGUCAGUCCUCCAUCCGCCAGGUAUGUCAGGCUGGCAGUGCAAAUAAAAGCAGCAGCUGCUGCUGCGGGCGCCGAAGCUGCCAAUUCAUCAGGAAAAGAUGGGGCCAUGGCACUGGUAACCUCAGUACAGGGGACAGAUUCUGCUUCUGCUUCUGGUCCUGGUCCUGGAGCAGGCACUGAAGGCCACAAGGGACGACCGGGCCCGAGAGACGGGUGCAGCAAAAGUGAAGGUCAAGAAGCUGUCGGCGGUAAGCUUGGCAAUGAUCCCAGUUCCUUAGUCUCUGCGGAUAGCAAUCAGUUUAGCGAUAGAGGAGUUAACCCCCAAAAUGCUGUUGCCUUUCUCAGGCCGGUACGCACUCGACUCAAAGUGUAUUUGCUGCAUCUGAUGGAGCUCACGGAACGGUCUUCAUCGAUCAUGACGGUUUGGCGGGCAAGGCGUGAAGGCAGACCAUUUUGGAAUCGUAAAACGACCAUUGCGGAGGAGUUUGAUGAUGUGGGGAUGCUUUUUGAGGCUUUUGGACGAAUACGCAAGGUUGUAUGUCGCUCCGUAAUGUCUAUCAGCAGGUUUGAAGACAUGCACGAAGAUAUCUGCAUGGCUGCCAUUCAGAAACAAGUUCAGCUCAUCCUGCUGCCUUUCCAUGGGCAUGCAGGGAUGUGGCCAAUAGACUUCCAUUACCACGGCCAUGCCGAGAUGGGGCCCGUUAACCCUCGUUUCCAUCACGUCAAUCUUGAGGUGUUAAGGAAGCCUCCGUGCUCGGUGGCCGUGUUCUUAGACAGGGGUCUGAACCUUCGGCAGCAGCGCGCGGCGAUUGACGAGAUGGAAUCAGCGAAAUCGAAUUGCAACCGGCAAGUGGUGGUUCUCUUCUUCGGCGGGCCAGAUGAUCGAGAGGCGUUAGCACUGGGGAGGCACCUCGCCAGCGCUCCAGGUGUAACGCUGCGGGUGGUACGUUUUGUGCUUGUGGGGGAGAUCAGACAGGGAUGGGAGACCUUUCCAGAAGCACUUGAUGAUGAGAUUGGUGGCAUUGGCUUAUCAGAAAGAACUGGAGAUGCUGCCACAAGGAAUGUGCAGGCUCCAGUGCCGGAUUCAGCGGCAGCGUCCCCUGUGGUGGUGAAGACAGCCAAGGAGUUGGCAGACCCCUUGGCAGCAGCAACGGGAUCAGAAGCAUUGAGUGGUGACCCUAGGAUGUCGCAGUCAAGCUCGUGCAUACAUCCCUUGGAAAUCCACGGAACCCGUAACGAUAAUUGUCAUCCACUUCCAGAUCAGGCAAACCAAUCUUCUGGCAGACAGCAACCAUCUCCCACCGCUACUGUCGUGGACGCCGUAAGGCUGGAGAUGGAGAGAGAGAGACAACUUGAUGACCAAGUCAUUGCACCGAUAAUAGAGGCCAUGCUCGCGCAGAGAAGGCAAGUCCACCGUAGACCGAGCUGUCAAGUAUCAGAUACCCAUCAGCAUUUGCCCUCAUCUAGCAAAGAUCACGGUGGCGGCGGUAAUGAGCUGCAGUGCACACCACGAACACCGAAGAUCUCCAUGGCCUCGCAGCGAACUUCUGACCAACCUUGCACCAACGAGAAUGAGAGGGGUGAUGUCGGGUCUUACCGAGGAGGCACAACAAGCAGCAAUGUUGACGAGAGUGGGUAUGAGAGUGGGAAUUCUGAUGGGCCCUCCCUGAGUGCCGCACAUGAGAGUCCGUGGAACCGGAGGAAGGCAAGGUUGGUUCGCAGGACCGGGGUUGGCACUGGCAGGAGAACGGGAGCAGAUAUCCUACAGCUUCAUUGCCAAACACUCACAUGUUGUGGUGAUCGCUCAGCAGAUGGUGAUAGAAAGCCUGCAAAGGAGGGGGGUUCCACUGUUAGGUGGGGAGACUACAAUCUGGAUGGUGGCGAUGCGGGUGAUGCGGGUGAUGGUGGUGGUGGCAGGGUCCGUCGCCAUCAUCACUGUUCGCAACAGCAACCAUCCUUGCCAAAUGUCUUCUUCCAUGUUCGGCAAUCAGAAAACGCCAUACUUUCGACAUUAGACAUCGCCACCCACAUGCAGCUUGACGGCCAGGACAUGCUGUUGCUGGGUCGUGGUCGACACCCCAGCCGCUUCCACAUAGAGAGUGGGGGAGUGAAAGAGAGAGAAUCUGAGGAUCAGCUCCAUGCACUGUCUUCUGCCAGCGAAGGAAACCAAGAUUCGUGUCAUGUCAAACAAGCCAACCAUCAUGGUAGAGACAAAAGUGGGGGCCAAUAUCACCAUCACCACCAUUACCAUCAUCACUACUUCAAUCAGGUAGCAACAGUUGCUCCGAAUGCAAAGCCAUCUCUCAAACCAACCAAGGAUGUUGUUGGCCAGGGGAGAACGGAGGCCAUGCCGAUAACCUUGAACGGUACAGAAGGCUUGGUGGAAGGUGGGUCUCCAGGGGUAUCUCAAUCACUAGCAGUAAUGAGCGAAAGCGAUCAUCAGGAAUCGCAGCGGGGCUGCAGCACCUGGCAUCGUCAACGUGUCAGCGAUAAGAGCAGCAGGCCGUCGACUCCUCCUGCCACAGGGGACACCAGCACAGGGGGGUCACUCCCGACCCAUACCAACUAUGCUCAUUGCCCAGAGGCACGGGCUGAGGUGGAUGUUCUGGGUGUGCUUGGGGCCGCCAUCGCUAUAAACCACUCUCAGAUACCAUCCUCUCUCCUGGUUGUGCAGCAGUUUGACGCUAACCUACCACAGGAAGCGAAGGUGCCGAAACCUCACCAAGUUCACCAUCAGUUCUUUCACCACGACCAUUUGGACUUCCUUCACCAUAUGACCGACGAUGAUCACCAUCAUCACCACCAUCAUCAUCAUCACCACCACCGCCGUUCCCGCCAUCACUCCUCUUCGUCGGUUCCAGUUACUCCAGGUGAUGUAUAACUAUCACUCAUCGCGAUCAUCCUUGGAUGUAUAUAGAGAGUCAUAUGCCACUUACACU
Molecule: messenger RNA, 5328 nt
Organism: Chara braunii
Lineage: Eukaryota; Viridiplantae; Streptophyta; Charophyceae; Charales; Characeae
Source: the annotation of a GenBank genome assembly